Molecule: messenger RNA, 1222 nt
Organism: Glycine soja
Lineage: Eukaryota; Viridiplantae; Streptophyta; Magnoliopsida; Fabales; Fabaceae
Exons: 2
Coding region: 526-915 (129 amino acids)
Source: RefSeq, a predicted model, not a curated record
AAUAGGAAAUCACCUAUAAAUCUUAAAAUCCAUGCUCGAGUAUACCUCCUCGUCAUUGCCUUCCAACUAAGCAAUGUCACCAAAAUGAUUUUGCUAACCAACUUAUUCUAACAAAACUUUCGUCUAUCUCCUUUUAUGCAGAUGUAACUCCAAAUAACUUUUCACAUUAAUCCGUCCAAUUUAAAUUUGUUGGUGUUAUAAGAGGUGAUCCAUCACCACGAAGCCUCAACAAAACUGCCCCGUCUUGUAGAGUAAUGAUCCAUAACACAUCAUUUUCAACAAGUCCCAAAUAAAUGCGGCUUAAAGUAGAAGCAUUUACAUUUGAUAUGUAUCUGGGUUGUAUGUAAAACUUAGUUUUCAACAUUUAGGUCACCAUCCAAAUCUCCUUUUUUUUUUUCUAGUAAUUUUUGUUAUUGCUGAACUAGACAUCAGAUUGACUCUUCUGCCUCAUAUAAUAACUAAUUUUACCACUCAGCAUAUUGCAUUUAUAAACUUAGACUUGGCUGCAAUUUGCGGAGUAAGAGCAUGGCUAUGGCUACGGCUAUGGUGGCAGAAAGAGAAAGAUCGAAGCCUCUCCACAAUUUCUCCAUGCCCUGCCUCAAAUGGGGCAACCAGAGAUUCCUGAGGUGCGUCAAAGACUCCACCAUGAUCGAUCUCAAACCCUGGACUUUGAGGACCAAAGCACCACAUCCACAUCACACCAACCAACUCCAGAAGAAGAUGGAAGAGAGAGCCAAGUUUUCGGUUUCACUCUCGAAGGAGCAGGUGGAACAGGAUUUCUGGGCCUUUCUCGGAACCAGACCUCCCAGGAGGCCCAAGAAGAGGCCCAGAAUUGUCCAGAAGAAUUUGGAUACACUUUUUCCUGGUUUGUGGCUCACCGAUGUUACUGCAGAAUCUUACAAAGUCCCUGAAUGAGGCGGGGCCAAUUGCCGAUGCUUGCUGACUCUUCUUACUUUCACCACCGUGUCAUAUAAAUAAAUAAUGGUAAUUGCCAAAUCAAAUCAACCAUCUAAAUAAAUCCAAAACUUGAUUCUUUUGUUGAAUUCUGCCGCUGGUUAUCUGAAAAUAUAGUAGCUUGUACAUUCUAUACGUUAACAAUAUUUUUACUGCUGCUUCCUUUUCGCUUCUGUGAAAGAUCUUUGUUUCACUUUUAUCAAUUUGCUAGAGUUCUAAUGUACUGGAUGCUGCAGUUUUAAUUGCUCAUUUUAUUUUAUUUUUUUUA